Molecule: messenger RNA, 309 nt
Organism: Aphanomyces astaci
Lineage: Eukaryota; Oomycota; Saprolegniomycetes; Saprolegniales; Verrucalvaceae
Exons: 1
Coding region: 1-309 (102 amino acids)
Source: RefSeq, a predicted model, not a curated record
AUGAGGUCGACCCAGGUGGGCGAGUCCGACACUCGUGAGGGCUAUUACCUGGACAAAGGAAGUCUCUACACUGUAGGCAAAGGCAAUAAACCAAACCUCCAAUUAUCGAGCGGCAUCGCUCUGUUGAAGGCCGAGUUCCUUCUCAAUUCCAUUGCCCUGAGACUCGUCGAAGCAUUCCGUCUUGACUCGGGUUUUAGCUUACUCCGCUCCCAGGCUGUCCGGCAACGAAGCCAGCUACAACCCGAGUCGACAUGCACAACGACGAAACAACUGUUUGACUGGUCGUCACCGGCGACCAGUCGUCUGUAG